This is a messenger RNA of Varanus komodoensis (Komodo dragon), 2848 nucleotides long. RefSeq names its product zinc finger protein 135-like. Bases 54 to 1229 code for a protein of 391 amino acids. The record is from RefSeq and is a predicted model, not a curated record. Lineage: Eukaryota; Metazoa; Chordata; Lepidosauria; Squamata; Varanidae. Gene Ontology annotation, molecular function: DNA-binding transcription repressor activity, RNA polymerase II-specific. The transcript has 2 exons. Gene Ontology annotation, biological process: negative regulation of transcription by RNA polymerase II.
GCGAUCUUACCACACAUCAAAAAACGCACACUGGAGAGAAGCCAUACACAUGCAUGGAAUGUGGCAAGAACUUCAGCUGUGGUAGUGCUCUUACUAUCCAUCACAGAACGCACUCUGGGGAGAAGCCAUACACAUGCAUGGAAUGUGGCAAGAACUUCACUAAGAUUUGGAAUCUUACCAUCCAUCAAAGAACGCACUCUGCAGAGAAGCCAUACAUGUGCAUGGAAUGUGGCAAGAGCUUCAGUGUCAGAGGAAAUCUUGCAGUCCAUCGAAGAACGCACACUGGGAAGAAACCAUAUGCAUGCAUGGAAUGUGGCAAGAGCUUCAGUGACAGAGGAAAUCUUGCAGUCCAUCGAAGAACGCACACUGGGAAGAAGCCAUAUACGUGCAUGGAAUGUGGCAAGAGCUUCAGCCAGAGUAGCAAUCUUACCGUCCAUCACAGAACGCACUCCGGGGAGAAGCCGUACAUAUGUAUGGAAUGUGGCAAGAGCUUUAGGUGCAGUAGCUAUCUUACCGAACAUCAAAAAACGCACACUGGGGAGAAGCCAUACACAUGCAUAGAAUGUGGCAAGAGCUUCAGUCAACGGGGGAAGCUUACCAUGCAUCAAAGAAUGCACACUGGGGAGAAGCCAUACACAUGCAUGGAAUGUGGAAAGAGCUUCACCCAGGGAUUCAGUCUUACAGUCCAUCAAAGAACGCACUCUGGGGAGAAGCCAUACAUGUGCAUUGUAUGUGGCAAGAGCUUCAGCUGUAGUAGUACUCUUACGGUCCAUCACAGGACACACUCUGGAGAGAAGCCAUAUGCAUGCAUGGAAUGUGGCAAGAGCUUCAGCUGUAGUAGUAGUCUUACCAUCCAUCACAGAACGCACUCUGGGGAGAAGCCAUACACAUGUAUGGAGUGUGGCAAGAGCUUCAGUUGUAAUAGUACUCUUACCAUCCAUCAAAGAUGGCACACGGGAGAGAAGCCAUACAUGUGCAAGGAAUGUGGAAAGAACUUCAGCCAAAGUGAACAUCUUACAGUCCAUGAAAGAACGCACUCUGGCGAGAAGCCAUACGCAUGCAUGGAAUGUGGCAAAAGCUUCAGGUUCAGAGGGAAUCUUACCAGACAUCAAAAAAUGCACACUGGAGAGAAGCCAUACACGUGCAUGGAAUGUGGCAAGAGCUUCAGCCUCAGUGGGGAUCUUACCAUUCAUCAAAGAAUGCACCCUGGGGAGAGGCCACAGACAUGAAUGAAAUUUAGAAAGUGCUUCUGUCGGAGGGGAGACUUUACUGAACAUCAACGAACUCACCCCUGAGAUACAGCUUUCAAAUGCGUUCAAUGAGCAAUGAAGGGAUCUUGCGUGCAGCAUCCAUGGUAAAGAUUUUAUCCCAGUCCAUGGUCACCGGGAAUGGCAAACUCCAUGCUGGUUAUAACAAAAUAGAAAAUAGUCUAACCAUGAACUUUCUCCCAUUGGCCAAAUCCUUGGUGUAUCUGCCCUUGACGUUUUGUGUCCUUUUCUGGAUGCCUCACCUGGACAUGGACGUUGUUGCCUUGUGGAAGGACAAGAAAGACGAUUGGAAGGGCAGGGGAGGGGGGGCAGGGGCGAGAACAUUUCCCCAGUGUGGGUGACAUCUGCGGGGAACUUUACUGUAGGUCAUGUAAUUAGUUUACUAGUGCUUUUUAAUUCUUUCCUCAGGUUAAGUCAGGUCCUGUAGAAGUUAUUGAAAUUUUAAAUUUGUUUUAAUGUAGUGUUUGGACAGUAUCCAGGAAUCUCCAUAGGAAAAGUUCUGCAGGGCACCUUCCUUCCCCCAAACAUGCCCAAAACAAAAGAACCAAUGAAGGUUUACUUGGUCUCUUUUUAAAGUGACGGUGCUGCACAGAAGCCUCCACGAACCCAACUGAAAUCCAUCAGGUGGAAGCAUUGCUUUUUUUUAAUUUAGUACGCAAACUGUUGCAUUGAGAAUGCAUGUCCUCUGAUUCUGCAGAGCCUCAGGAAGGGGUAACCUUUAAAGUACCCACCCUCGCUGAGACUGAGAGCCUUCCUUCUGUAGACUGAAGCCCUCUGAGGAAGAAAGAGCUUUCCCAGGCAGGGUUUUCUUAGCCUGGGACACUUGCCCGGGCUCAAAAUGAUGCCGAAGAGCAGGAUGCGCCUGGUGCCUCUCCUCAAGGAGAAGAUGCAGGCUGUAGAGGAUGGCAUGGCCAGGAGGCCCCUCGAGUUGACCCAGAGGGGCCUGGGGGAGGCGUGCAGCCCAGGGGCGCUCUGGAUGCGAGCGCCCUCUCCGUCCUGUGCUUGGAGAUGAGGAGAACAGGGAUGGGCGGCAGGUCCAGGGCUGGAGGGGCGGCUGCAUGAGGGCCCUCGUGGGCCAAGGGAGGGCCAGGCGGGGGGAAGUCUCCUGGCAAAGGGCAGUGGAAGGCAAGCGGGUUCAGGAGCAGUGGGUGACGCUCAGAAGGGAGGUCCUGGAGGCCAAGCCAGGAGGACCCCCUGAUGGGAACCAGUUCAGUGCAGGGUCACAAGGAUGGGAGCCAGAUGUGGGCCUGGGGAUGGCAGAUGAGGUGAGGCCGAGGGAGCUGGGUCUUCUCAGCCGGGAGAAGAGGAGACUCAUGGGGGAAUCUUGCAGUGGCACGUAAGCGUGUGAAGGGGUGCCACACGGAGAGCGUCACGACCUCUUCCCCCCUGCAGCGGAGGAGAGGAUGUGGUCCAGGGGGGCGAAUCGCAAGGAACUGGGUCUCGGGUGGGAUGUCAGGAAGUACUUCCUGUUGGUGAGGACCCCUAGGAGGUGGAAUGGGCUUUCCGGGAAGGCGGUUGAGGCCCCGUCAAGGAGGGUGUUCAAGGAAAGGUUGGACAGCCCCCUGUUGGGGAUGACAUGA